Molecule: messenger RNA, 1476 nt
Organism: Quercus lobata
Lineage: Eukaryota; Viridiplantae; Streptophyta; Magnoliopsida; Fagales; Fagaceae
Product: probable mannitol dehydrogenase
Exons: 5
Coding region: 93-1178 (361 amino acids)
Molecular function (GO): oxidoreductase activity, acting on the CH-OH group of donors, NAD or NADP as acceptor; zinc ion binding
Source: RefSeq, a predicted model, not a curated record
ACUUUAUUUAUUAGUCACUUACUGGCCUAUAGGCAUUGCAUUACUAAAACAUUACAAUUGUUUCUUCAUUGCUGCAUUCUAGAGAAAAUUCAAUGGCGAAAUCACCAGAGGUUGAGCACCCCAACAAAGCCUUGGGCUGGGCAGCCAGGGAUACUUCUGGGAUCCUCUCUCCCUUCAAUUUCUCAAGAAGGGCAACAGGAGAGAAGGAUGUAAAGUUCAAAGUUCUUUAUUGUGGAAUAUGCCACUCGGACCUUCACAUGAUCUUGAACGAAUGGGGCAUGACCACCUACCCACUUAUCCCUGGGCAUGAGAUUGUGGGUGUAGUGACAGACGUGGGCAGUAAAGUACAAAAGUUCAAAGUUGGAGACAAGGUUGGCGUUGGCUGCAUGGUUGGAGCAUGUCUUUCUUGCGAUAGCUGCACCAACCACCUUGAAAACUACUGCCCCAAAACGAUUCUCACCUAUGGUGCUAAGUAUUAUGAUGGAACCACCACCUAUGGAGGAUACUCCGACACCAUGGUUUCGGAUGAGCACUUUGUGAUCCGUAUUCCAGAAAACCUUCCACUAGAUUCUAGUGCUCCUCUCCUUUGUGCUGGGAUCACAGUGUACAGCCCCUUGAGAUUUUAUGGACUUGACAAACCUGGUAUGCAUGUGGGUGUGGUUGGCCUUGGUGGUCUAGGCCAUGUUGCUGUGAAGUUUGCUAAAGCUAUGGGGGUUAAGGUGACAGUGAUCAGUAGUUCACCUAAUAAGAAGAAAGAAGCUAUGGAACAUCUUGGUGCUGACUCAUUUUUAGUUAGUAAAGACCAAGAUCAGAUGCAGGCAGCCCAGGGCACGAUGGAUGGUAUCAUUGAUACAGUCUCUGCUCAGCACCCUCUCCUACCUCUAAUUGGUUUAUUGAAAACACAAGGAAAACUCGUUAUGGUUGGUGCGCCAGAGAAACCACUUGAGUUACCAGUUUUUCCAUUAGUCAUGGCAAGGAAGUUACUGGGUGGUAGUUGCAUUGGAGGCAUGAAGGAAACACAAGAAAUGAUUGAUUUUGCAGCCAAACACAACAUAAAGGCUGACAUUGAGGUUAUUCCUAUCGAUUAUGUGAACACUGCCAUGGAACGCCUCCAGAAAGCAGAUGUCAGAUAUCGAUUCGUCAUUGACAUUGCAAAUACAUUGAAGUCGAACGCUUGAAUUUUGCUGCCUUUUGAGCAAGAGUUGCUGACCAGACUAGGAUAUGUAUUCAGUUGAUAAAAUCGUCUUAUAUCUGGAAUUUUGUUUUCUUCUAGUUCUGUUUUUUGAAUAAGUCUUCCAAAUACUAUGAUGGAAAAGAAAUAAUAGGCUGCUCGUGUUGGAAAAACAGAAGUUGCAAUAAUUUGUUGGUUUUGGAUUUUAAUUUUUAAUCAUUCAGUGAGUUCUAAGGUCCUUGUAAUCUCUUCUCCUGUUUCAGAUUAGUAAUGUCAUUUGAAAAGGACACCAGCAAUUGAGCCAA